Colletotrichum orchidophilum is the source of this 1080-nucleotide messenger RNA. RefSeq lists its product as uncharacterized. Bases 1 to 1080 code for a protein of 359 amino acids. NCBI's taxonomy places the organism in Eukaryota, Fungi, Ascomycota, Sordariomycetes, Glomerellales, Glomerellaceae. The transcript is spliced from 2 exons. The record is from RefSeq and is a predicted model, not a curated record.
AUGCAAUACCUCCAGACAGCACUCAUCGUCGUCGCCGCGGCGGGCCCAUCUCUUGCAGAUACGGACUGGUCCGUCGUCAAAGGCACAGGCGCACCACACGGCAUCAGCACCGCCGACUGGAACUCGGCGAUGGACCAUCCCAACCUAACGGCCUCGUACCGCUUCGACGGCCCAGAUAUAUCCGCCGCCUUCCCGCCGUCCAACGAUUCGGCCUGGACGGCCGCACCCUUUGACCUGAGCGUCAACGUCGCCGCGCAGAUCCACACGACGCGCAACGACAAGCGUCGCUUGCAACAGCUGUCAUACCGGCUUCGAAGCAGAGACGAAGACGACGACGACGACGACGACGAUGAUGAUGACAAGAACAACAAGAACAGGAAUCGUGACUACUUUACGGGUUCCUCCAUCAACCUCAAAAAGUUUGACGGGCCCCAGACCGUCGAUGCGGGCUGGAAACUCUGCGUCAAUAUCUUCCUGCCGAGACUCAGUCGGGUCGCGACAAGCGGUUCCCAAGAUGACAGCGGCGACUGCGGUGCUUUCCUAUCCGCCGAGUGCCGCCAGGCGCUCUUGGACACAUCUUCUACUCAGUUUGCGUCUUGCGGGGUGGCAGACUUGCCCAGUGCAUGCAAGGACGUUAUCGAGAAUGACAAGGACGAGGUGUUUGGCUUUUCAACCGAUAUUGGCUCCGGAUCCCAGAUCUUCGCCUACGGGUCCCAAACAUACAACUGGGGCAGAAAAGACAACGAUAAUGACGACUGGCGAGGCGGUGGCGAGUAUGCCGUCGCUCAUCGGAUGAUUUGGCCCGUGAUGCUGACCUGGGGCGGUUCUGGCGAUGCGGCGGAGAGCCGGGCUAGUCUUCACUGCGUCCGCGCUAAAGAUGUCGUUUCGGGGAGCGCUGUGCCUCAAAAUCUCAGCGAAGAAGAAGAAGAAGAUGAUGACGAUGACGACAAUGAUGACGAUGAUAACGAUGAUGAUGAUGAUAACCGGAACCACAACGCGGCAGGGCUCAAGAUGCCUUUUGCCGGAUGGGCUCUGGCCUUGGCUGCGCAUGUCGCCCUUGCCAUGCUACUUUGCUGCUAG